Messenger RNA from Lymnaea stagnalis (great pond snail), 12160 nucleotides. NCBI's taxonomy places the organism in Eukaryota, Metazoa, Mollusca, Gastropoda, Lymnaeidae. The record is from the annotation of a GenBank genome assembly.
AAAAAAUAUUCAUUGCAUAGCGAGGUACUUCUUCAUUUGAAUGAUAUAAGGUUAACUGCAAAGGUAAGACCAUGGUUACCUAUUUGUAUCAUAUUUAACAGGAUUUCAUCCCUAGUUUGAGAAGAAUGACACUACCAGGAUAUGAAGAAUGUUUGGGGAAAAAAAUGUUAAUGCAUUUUUUUUAAAUGUAGAUGCAGUAAUAAUAGUUAUUUGAUCGCUGCCAUGGGAAUAAAUGGGGAGUGACCAAUGGAAUGUUGUUAUAUGGAGUAAGUGGGAGUGACAUAUGAAAUGUUUUUAUAGAGACUAAGUGAGAGUGAAUAAUGGAAUGUAGGUAUGUGGACUAAUUGAGAGUGACCAAUAGAAUGUUAUUAUAUGUACUAAGUGAGAGUGACCAAUGGAAUGUUGUUAUAUGUACUAAGUAGGAGUGACCAAUUGAAUGUUGUUAUAUGGACUAAGUAGGAGUGACCAAUUGAAUGUUCUUAUAUGGACUAAGUAGGAGUGACCAAUUGAAUGUUGUUAUGUGGACUAAGUAGGAGUGACCAAUUGAAUGUUUAAUUAUGGACUAAGUAGGAGUGACCAAUUGAAUGUUGUUAUAUGGACUAAGUAGGAGUGACCAAUUGAAUGUUGUUAUAUGGACUAAGUAGGAGUGACCAAUUGAAUGUUGUUAUAUGGACUAAGUAGGAGUGACCAAUUGAUUGUUUAAUUAUGGACUAAGUAGGAGUGACCAAUUGAAGGUUGUUAUAUGGACUAAGUAGGCGUGACCAAUUGAAUGUUGUUAUAUGGACUAAGUAGGAGUGACCAAUUGAAUGUUGUUAUAUGGACCAAUGAAUGUUGUUACAUGGACCAAUGAAUGUUGUUACAUGGACCAAUGAAUGUUGUUACAUGGACCAAUGAAUGUUGUUAUAUGGACCAAUGAAUGUUGUUACAUGCACCAAUGAAUAUUGUUACAUGGGUCAAUGAAUGUUGUUAAAUGGACCAAUGAAUGUUGUUAUAUGGACCAAUGAAUAUUGUUACAUGGACCAAUGAAUGUUGUUAUAUGGACCAAUGAAUGUUGUUACAUGGACCAAUGAAUGUUGUUACAUGGACCAAUGAAUGUUGUUACAUGGACCAAUGAAUGUUGUUAUAUGGACCAAUGAAUGUUGUUACAUGGACUAAUGAAUGUUUUUAUAUGGACCAAUGAAUUUUGUUAUAUGGAACAAUGAAUGUUGUUUCAUGGACCAAUAAAUGUUGUUAUAUGGACCAAUGAAUGUUGUUACAUGGACCAAUGAAUGUUGUUACAUGGGUCAAUGAAUGUUGUUACAUGGACCAAUGAAUGUAGUUAUAUGGACCAAUGAAUGUUGUUAUAUGGACCAAUGACUGUUGUUACAUGUACCAAUGAUUGUUGUUAUAUGGACCAAUGAAUGUUGUUACAUGGACCAAUGAAUGUUGUUAUAUGGACCAAUGAAUGUUGUUACAUGGACCAUUGAAUGUUGUUACAUGGACCAAUGUAUGUUGUUACAUGGACCCAUGAAUGUUGUUAUAUGGACCAAUGAAUGUUGUUACAUGGACCAAUGAAUGUUGUUACAUGGGUCAAUGAAUGUUGUUACAUGGGCCAAUGAAUGUUGGUAUAUGGACCAAUGAAUGUUGUUACAUGGACCAAUGAAUGUUGUUAUAUGGACCAAUGAAUGUUGUUAUAUGGACCAAUGAAUGUUGUUACAUGGACCAAUGAAUGUUGUUACAUGGACCAAUGAAUGUUGUUAUAUGGACCAAUGAAUGUUGUUACAUGGACUAAUGAAUGUUGUUAUAUGGACCAAUGAUUUUUGUUACAUGGACCAAUGAAUGUUGUUACAUGGACCAAUGAAUGUUGUUACAUGGACCAAUGAAUGUUGUUAUAUGGACCAAUGAAUGUUGUUAUAUGGACCAAUGAAUAUUGUUAUAUGGACCAAUGAAUGUUGUGACAUGGACCAAUGAAUGUUGUUAAAUGGACCAAUGAAAGUUGUUAUAUGGACCAAUGCAUGUUGUGACAUGGACCGAUGAAUAUUAUUAUAUGGACCAAUGAAUGUUGUGACAUGGACCAAUGAAUGUUGUUACAUGGACCAAUGAAUGUUGUUAUAAGGACCAAUGAAUAUCAUUUUAUGGACCAAUGAAUGUUGUGACAUAGACCAAUGAAUGUUGUUAUAUGGACCAAUGAAUGUUGUUAUAUGGAACAAUGAAUAUUGUUAUAUGGACCAAUGAAUGUUGUGACAUGGACCAAUGAAUGUUGUUACAUGGACCAAUGAAAGUUGUUAUAUGGACCAAUGCAUGCUGUGACAUGGACCAAUGAAUAUUAUUAUAUGGACCAAUGAAUGUUGUGACAUGGACCAAUGAAUGUUGUUACAUGGACCAAUGAAAGUUGUUAUAUGGACCAAUGCAUGCUGUGACAUGGACGAAUGAAUAUUAUUAUAUGGACCAAUGAAUGUUGUGACAUGGACCAAUGAAUGUUGUUACAUGGACCAAUGAAUGUUAUUAUAAGGACCAAUGAAUAUCAUUAUAUGGACCAAUGAAUGUUGUGACAUGGACCAAUGAAUGUUGUUAUAAGGACCAAUGAAUAUCAUUAUAUGGACCAAUGAAUGUUGUGACAUGGACCAAUGAAUGUUGUUACAUGGACCAAUGAAUGUUGUUAAUGGACCAAUGAAUGUUGUUAUAUGGACCAAUGAAUGCUAUUAUAUACGCAAUCAUAGUAACAAGAUGUAUACAAAUAUGAAAGAAUUUUCAAUAGAGUUGUCAAAUAUCUAUCGCCGUGUAUUCUAUAAAUGUAAUAUUGUUUCAAAACUAUUCAAUACAAUCCAAUAAACUCACAUAAAUUUUUCUCAACCCCAAAACAGUUGACUCCAAUCAUAUUCCACUCCAAUCAAAUUCUACCACAUUCCAAGUCCACUCCAACCAUAUCAUAAUCCAAUCAUAUUCUACCCCAAUCAUAUUCCACUCCAGUCAUAUCAUACUCCAAUCAAAUCCUACUCAAAUCAUGCUCUACUCCAAUCAUAUCCUACUCCAAUCAUACUCUACUCCAAUCACGUCCUACUCCAUCAAAUCCUACUCCAAUCAUAUUCUACUCCAAACAUAUUUAACCAAAUCAUAUUCUGCUCUAAGCAUAAUAAACCCCGUCAUAUUUUACUCCAAUAAUAAUCUAUACCAUCAUAUUUUGCUCCAAUCAUAUUCUGCUCCAAUCAUAUUCUACCCAAAUUAUAUUCUAUUCCCAUAAUAAUCUACCCCAUCAUAUUCUACUCCAAUGAUAAUCUACCCCAUCAUAUUCUACUCUAAUUAUAUUCUACUCUAAUUAUAUGUAACUCCAAUCAAAUUCUACUCCAAUCAUAAUAUACCCCAAUCAUAUUCUACUCCAAUCAUAUUCUACUCCAAUCAUAUUCUACUCCAAUCAUACUCUACCUCAAUCAUAUUCUACAAUUAUAUUCUACUCCAAUCAUACUCUACUACAAUCAUAUUCUACAAUUAUACUCUACUCCAAUCAUAUUCUACUUCAAUAUAUUUAUUUCCACUACAUUUCACUCCACGACGCUGUCAUCCACCUGUGUAUGAAAGAUUGAAAAUGUCUAUGUCAUGUUAUUUUAGAGCACUACAAGUAUGGCCGUUAGACAAGUCAUUCAAAUAGUGUGUUGGGUUGUUGUUUUUUUUUGGUAACCCCGUUUUCUUGUGAUGCGUAUCCAGAUUUUAAAAAAAAAUUGUCUACAUCCGUCUUGAUUGACAGUGCACACCAGUGGAAACAUCAAAGCAUGUCAACAUGCCUGGGGACAUAAACAGAGUAGUAUGUUUUGGUCUCUACUGUUUCGAUUUGACAGGACUGCAAAGUAUUGUAAACAAAAUCAUUUUGUAGGGGUCUCAACAAGAAUGGAGGGCGGAUAGUGCUUUUCACUCAGCCCGGGAGGUGGGAAGGGGGGGGGGAAUAUUUUUUUCAGAAAAUUUUUACUCUGGGGCUUGGGGAGAUUUUAGAUUUUCUGGUGGGGCAUUACCAGUGACAAGAGGUGUAGCUAAAGAUCUCCCCAGGCGCCAGACUAGAUAGGGCCGUGGGUGGCUAAAUUAGGCUUUGGGUGUGUUGAAUGGCUGUAAAUGAUGGGUAGGUGACGAGGGUGUAAAUGAUGGGUAAAUGACGGAUAGGUGACGAGGGUGUAAAUGAUGGGUAAAUGAUGGGUAGGUGGCGAGGGUGUAAAUGAUGCGUAGUUGAUGAGGGUGUAAAUGAUGGGUAAAUAAUGGGUAGGUGACGAGGUUGUAAAUGAUGGGUAGAUGACGAGGGUGUAAAUGAUGGAUAAAUAAUGGGUAGUUGACGAGGAUGUAAAUGAUGAGUAGUUGAUGAGGGUGUAAAUGAUGGGUAGGUGACGAGAGUGUAAAUGAUGGGUAAAUGAUGGGUAGGUGACGAGGGUGUAAAUGAUGGGUAGUUGAUGAGGGUGUAAAUGACGGGUAGGUGACGAGGGUGUAAAUGAUGGGUCAAUGAUGGGUAGGUGACGAGGGUGUAAAUGAUGGGUAAAUGAUGGGUAGGUGACGAGGGUGUAAAUGAUGGGUAAAUGAUGGGUAGGUGACUAGGGUGUAAAUGAUGGGUAAAUGAUGGGUAGGUGGCGAGGGUGUAAGUGAUGAGUAGUUGAUGAGGGUGUAAAUGAUGGGUUAAUAAUGGGUAGGUGACGAGGUUUUAAAUGAUGGGUAGGUGACGAGGGUGUAAAUGAUGGGUAAAUAAUGGGUAGUAGACGAGAAUGUAAAUGAUGAGUAGUUGAUGAGGGUGUAAAAAUGAAUCUCGCAAAACGUAAGUGUCAAACACCGCUGCUACGCCUCUGUCAUUGACGUAGAAAGAUGGAUCACCCAGAGUGUCACUUUUUUUUUUUUGUUUUAUGAAGGGGCGUCGUCCUCGCAGAAGUGCAGAGUUUAUCGUGAGAUGGAAGGUGGCAAAAAUUGUGGCCCGCCCAAGGUUUCCAUCCCACUAAAAAGUUUUCCUUCAUUAAAAAACGUUUCCUUCACUAAAAAGUUUUCCUUCACUAAAAAACGUUUCCUUCACUAAAAAGUUUUCCUUCACUAAAAAACGUUUCCUUCACUAAAAAACGUUUCCUUCACUAAAAAGUUUUCCUUCACUAAAAAACGUUUCCUUCACUAAAAAACGUUUCCUUCACUAAAAAGUUUUCCUUCACUAAAAAACGUUUCCUUCACUAAAAAGUUUUCCUUCACUAAAAAACGUUUCCUUCACUAAAAAACGUUUCCUUCACUAAAAAGCUUUUCAUUUCAAAAAGGUUUUAACAACAGAAAGGUUUUCCAUCACCAAAAAAGGGUUUCCAUUACGAAAAAGGUUUUCAACACAAAAAAGGGUUUCCAUUACAAAGAAGUUUUCCAACACAAAAAAAAUGUGUUUACAUCCUUUCUAAAUGUUUAACACACAUGAAAAAAAAAAACCAACAACAACUCAAGAACUUACGUAUGCUAAUGACUUUUUGUCAAUAUUGCCAAGUUUUACCGGAGUCAAAACAGGAAAAAUACAAUAUUGUUUUGUAGAAAACACUUUUGAUUUUAUGGGUUUUCAAAACCGGUCAAAUUGACACAUCGUAUUUCAUCGGCAUAGUAAUUUUGAGAAAGACAUGAGCUGUUUACAAAAGCCAGCAUAUAUUACUUUUGUGAAUGUGUGAUUUUUAUCUUUGGGAAAUAGUAUAAAAAUAAAGUAUAUAUUUCCCAAUAUUCAGUGGAUUGAAAUGUUUAUUUGAUAGUUUUAAGUACUUCAAUUUUUUCAGCUAAUUUAAAGAUUGCCUCUUUGAUUUACUUUUUACAAUUUUUUUUUUAACAAAUCCAUUUAGGUCAUUUUAAAGUGAUGAUUUAGAAAGAUGAAUCUUUUCAAAAGCUAGUACCAAAAAAACAGAGUUGGCAUGAAACUCGAAAUGCUAGUUCACAAAAACAGAUGUUCUUCUUUUCUUUUUUCUCUCUCUCUCUCAUCUCUAACACAUGUAAUUUUAAAAAAAAAUAUAAAGCGUGCAGAUAGUCUGAUUUCGUUUUUUUUUUAAAAAGAGAUAUCCUUGGUUAAUUUAACAUAUAUAUGUAUAUAAAGGCUAAGUAUUUUAACAAAAUACUGUGUUGUUGAGGAAUUUCUUGUGCUUUUCAAAUUUAAUUCAUAAUAUCUUCUUUAAAAGUCAUCCUUUUUAAAACACAAUUUAUAAUAUCUACUUUAAAAGUCAUGCUUUUAUGAUGAUGUAUAAUUUGGAAACAGACUGCACAUGUUUCAUACUUGGAAAUAAAUAUUUUAAAAUUAAGGACCUUUAUAUUGAUGUACGGGUAGUUUAAUACAAUGUUAUUGAAGUCCUUUAACUUGUGAAACUAGAAAAAAAAAUCAAUAAAAAAAAUACCCAUAUAUGCGAGCAAAGUGAAGUGAAACUUCGGUUUAUCCCCAAGAGCGGCCAAUUUUUUGGGAGAUUACGAUAUUUGUAAUCGAAUAGUGUAAGCUUCUAACAAGAUUAGCUUUGUAACUCUACGGAACAUUAAAUAAAGCCAGCGUAGCGAAAAUUCAUAUCUCCCCCUAAUUGUCAACGAUUAAAGGCAACAGUUAUUAUUCUUCGUUUUUUUAAUGUUAUAAACAUGACAAUGUAAUAGGUUUUGGGGUUGGGUUUUUUGUUUUUGUUUUUUUUUAAUAAAAUUAUUUUCGUUUUAUUAUGGUACAUAUUUUUGUCUCGAUAGGGACCUGAAAGAAAUACUGACUAGAGUCGGUUAGAGUCGGUUAGAGCAGUGUUAUAUUCUAAAUAUUGCUUUGUUUUGAUAGGAAUAUUUUUGAUUUGUGCAUUUCUUUAGCGACUGGGGUUUGGAAAGGACUCCCUCGGGUGUCACAAAAUCUACUACUCCAUUGUAUUUUUUGUCUAUAAUAUUUGAGGGCCUGCGACCAAUUGGUGGAUCGUUCUGGCCCCUUGUUUGAAUUCUGAGUUUGCCUUCUCUUAGAUGAGUUGCCGUCCAAGGCUAACGAGUUCCAUCCACCCGGACUGCUUGGGUUGUUUUUGCUGGUCUUGGAUUUGGUGGGUAUUGGAUUCCAGACCAUCAGCUUUUUGGUUUAAGUCAGGUUAGACCGUUGGGCCACCCACCACCCAUUGUUUACUUGUGUACGACGUGAAAUUGAUCAACACGUCAUGUUAAGGAAACUUGAAGAUUUCAAAAAUUGUAGAUUUUUUGCGUGAAUUUAUACAAAUCAUAUAAAUGACUAUGUACAAUUUUUUUUUUAAUGUAUGUGAUUUUUAAGAAUCACCCCUUCUCCAGCAACCAUUUGAUAACACCUCUGGUUUCCUGCCCUUAGCACAGAGCUAUGUUGUCGUGAGCUUCUGUCAGCAGCAGACAUACAUCACACUGUCUCAACCUCAUUCACUUCACGCCACUGGUGGGCACUCCUGAUUUAUUAUAAUAUACUGACUCUGGCGAAGAAAACAAUGUUGUGCUACUUUGCCUCUGCAGUACAUCAAUGUGUCGCAGUAGAGGUGUUUCUGACAAAUGUCAAGUAUUCAAAGAUAAAAGCGUUUAAAAAAAACCUCACAAUGUAUGAAUUACCCCAAAAGCAUUGUUACUGCUGGGAAAAAAACGCUAUAUAUGUAGCAGCCUACAGCUUCAGUCUCCAUGUAUCCCAUUAGUUUGUGUAUAAGCCCCCAGCCUGAGUCUCCAUGUAUCCCAUAGUUUGUAUUUCAGCCUCCAGUUCGAGUCUCCAUAUAUCCCAUAGUUUGUGUAUCAGCCUCCAGCUUGAGUCUCCAUGUAUCACAUAGUUUGUGUAUGAGCCCCCAGCCUGAGUCUCCAUGGAUCACAUAGUUUGUGUAUCAGCUUCCAGCUUGAGUCUCCAUGUAUCACAUAGUUUGUGUAUGAGCCCCCAGCCUGAGUCUCCAUAUAUCCCAUAGUUUGUGUAUCAGCCUCCAGCUUGAGUCUCCAUGUAUCACAUAGUUUGUGUAUGAGCCCCCAGCCUGAGUCUCCAUAUAUCCCAUAGUUUGUGUAUCAGCCUCCAGCUUGAGUCUCCAUAUAUCCCAUAGUUUGUGUAUCAGCCUCCAGCUUGAGUCUCCAUGUAUCCCAUAGUUUGUGUAUGAGCCCCCAGCCUGAGUCUCCAUGUAUCCCAUAGUUUGUGUAUGAGCCCCCAGCCUGAGUCUCCAUGCAUCCCAUAGUUUGUGUAUGAGCCCCCAGCCUGAGUCUCCAUGCAUCCCAUAGUUUGUGUAUGAGCCCCCAGCCUGAGUCUCCAUGUAUCCCAUAGUUUGUGUAUGAGCCCCCAGCCUGAGUCUCCAUGUAUCCCAUAGUUUGUGUAUGAGCCCCCAGCCUGAGUCUCCAUGUAUCCCAUAGUUUGUGUAUGAGCCCCCAGCCUGAGUCUCCAUGUAUCCCAUAGUUUGUGUAUGAGCCCCCAGCCUGAGUCUCCAUGUAUCCCAUAGUUUGUGUAUGAGCCCCCAGCCUGAGUCUCCAUGUAUCCCAUAGUUUGUGUAUGAGCCCCCAGCCUGAGUCUCCAUGUAUCCCAUAGUUUGUGUAUGAGCCCCCAGCCUGAGUCUCCAUGUAUCCCAUAGUUUGUGUAUGAGCCCCCAGCCUGAGUCUCCAUGUAUCCCAUAGUUUGUGUAUGAGCCCCCAGCCUGAGUCUCCAUGUAUCCCAUAGUUUGUGUAUGAGCCCCCAGCCUGAGUCUCCAUGUAUCCCAUAGUUUGUGUAUGAGCCCCCAGCCUGAGUCUCCAUGUAUCCCAUAGUUUGUGUAUGAGCCCCCAGCCUGAGUCUCCAUGUAUCCCAUAGUUUGUGUAUGAGCCCCCAGCCUGAGUCUCCAUGUAUCCCAUAGUUUGUGUAUGAGCCCCCAGCCUGAGUCUCCAUGUAUCUUUUUGUCAGGCUUCUCCUAAAGACUGUAUGCAACCGUUGGCCUCUCUCGCACCCUGUCAGCUUUCCUGGGAAGGGGGGGGGGGGUGUUCUAUGUUGAAGAUUGUCUGAUGAUGUUUCCACGGAUAUUAGAUGAGUAUAUCUUUUCAAACUUAACGUGAAGUGACUUAUAUUGGAGGAGGACUCCUCGCCUACUCGUGUCUAGGUGCUUUAAUACAGAUUCAAAUCACCCACAAAGGAACGCACUCUCAUUCAUACUAACAGAGACAACUUGCAUUGCCAGGUCCCAAAAUCUCUCUCAUUUUUAUGCAUGUCAAUGCAACGGAUUAUGACGUACAGCAUAAUUAAAAGAAAAUGACUACAAAUCUAUCUGUUGAAAUAUCUGUAACAUGAACGUAUUUCGUGUAUUGGCAUCUUCUUUAAAAAAUGACCCAAACUCUUUGCCUGGCUCCUCAAGCAAAUUUUCAGGAAAUAAUAAACACAGUAAGGUUUUUAAUUUAACAUUCAAAUUGAGAUUAUAGUUCAAAUCUGUUACAUAAUCGAAAAAAAAAGAGAUAUUCAUGUUAAAAUGUACCGUUACCCAACACGACAGGACCCCCAAAUUUUCCUAUCAUUUGAAUGGUAAAAACAGUGAUAGUAAAAUUCAUGGUUAACAAUUAGAAAUGAUCAAUUUACCGAUACUGACGUCUUUAAUAAUUUUGGAGGGAGUCUCUGAAUAUUAAUUUGACGGAAACGAUGUCACCCAAGUAAAUAAGAAAAAAGAAAACCAAGAACUAUUUUAAAAUGUACCCCCGUCCCAAUUACCUGGCCCUUGAAAUGCAAGAACAGAAAAUUGUUAAAUCCGUUGUGCACAAUUUUAUUUUAAGUUAUCAAAAGUCAUUACAUUUUCGGACAUCGUUACACUAAAGUAAAUGUGGCCCCAAUGCAUCAACGCUUUAAACUGCGACUUUUUAAUAUAUAUAUUUUUUUUUAUCAUUUGUAUUGUAUGAUGUUUUUUUUAAUGAAAAUCUAAAACCUCUUUUCACUACUCUUAUAUCAUUUCAUUUCAUAAAAGUGUACACAUCCUAUUUCAUCCCUCUCAAAUUAGUUUUUCCGAAGAAGGGCAUGUCAUUUAUAAUUACACCAAAAAAGUUAAAACGUAUCUUGAGUUGCCUGGAGGACACACAAAUUAUAUUAGUAUUGCAGGUAUAUCUUACUAAGUCUAGCGCACUAUGUACCAAAGUCAAUUGUAUUUUUGUAUUGCUGGUACCUCACUAAGUAUACUGAGUUUGUAAAUUCAACAUUUGUAUUAUUUUUUUUUUGUGUGUUGCAGGUACUUAGACAACAAUGUGCGAUGCCUGGCUCCGGGCGAGGUGACGAUGUCCAACGAUUUUGUGGUCAACGAAGAUCUCAGCAACUUCUCCAACUGGUACUCCCGUUACCAUGGCUACGUCUCGCUGUGCGUGUGUGUGGGCGGGAUCGUCACCAACGCCUUUAACUUUACCGUCCUGACCCGGAAGCACAUGCGAUCGCCGGUCAACCAGAUCCUCACGGGCCUGGCCGUCUCCGACAUCAUCACGAUGCUGAGCUACCUGCCGUUCGCCAUCCACUUCUACUGCAUCCACCCGAGCAGCUCCCAGUCGCCGGAGAGGAACUCCAAGGGCUGGAUGAGCUUCCUGUUGUUCCACAUCAGCCUGACCACCGUGACGCACACGAUCAGCAUUUGGCUCUGCGUGGUGCUGGCGAUCGUGAGGUACCUCCACAUCCGGUCGCCCACCCGGGCCAGUUCCGUUCGGCUCAGAAGAAACAUCCAAGCGCGAUACCUCGUACUCGGCACGUACAUCGUAUCGAUCCUCGUGAUGAUUCCAAAUUACAUGACCAAUGAACUCAAGGAGAAAACCCUUUCGGGUAGUCCAGGGUUGAACCAGACGCUCACCAACGAAACGGCGCCGAACCAGACGGUCUACUUCCUGGAGCACAUCCGCCUGGGCAGCAACGACACCAACCCGCUCGUGCUGGCCAACGUCUGGAUGUACGCCAUCCUGGCCAAGCUCGUACCGUGCUUUCUGAUCUCCAUGUUCGGCUCGCUGCUGUUGUACCAGAUGCGGGCCAAGCUGAAGCAGAGGAAGGACUUCCUUAAGGUCUCCGCCUCCAACAACCACAAGCUCCACGAGCAUUCCAGGACUACGAAAAUGUUGAUGACGGUGAUAGUGUUGUUCCUGGUGACGGAGCUGCCGCAGGGCAUCCUCAUCGCCAUGAGCGCGUGCAAGGAGGGGUUCUUCGACACGGUGUACAUGCCCCUCGGCGACGUCAUGGACAUCGGCGCCCUCGUGAACAACGCCAUCAACUUCGUGCUUUACUGUUCCAUGAGCGCAAAGUUCAGACAGACGUUUCUCAAGCUGUUCUGCAAGUGCGGGGAAGACUACGACAACGAGGCGGAGGAGAACGGAUACGUCCUCCGCGAGGACAAAGGCGACUCUUAUAGUAAUAAUAAUGAGUUGGAAAACGUGCUUUAGCCAGAGCUGUUGACUGAGAUCCUGAACUACACACCACUGUGGGGAAAUGUUUGUUCUUUGCGUGGAUAAAUCUCGUUGGAGUACGCUGAGACGGUGCAGCUACAAUUUCUUUUUGAAAUUAAACCACCUACCCUGAGCAAGAACACGGAACCGUACCGCACAUCUUUUUCCUAAUUCGGAGAAUCCAAAAUAUCGUAUUUUCGUAAAUGCUUUAGGGUGUUUUCAGUGGAUCCGCCAAUGAAUGUAAUGGGUUGUUGUUGUUUUUUUUUGUGUGAAUUUUUUAUUCUGAUGAAGGCUUAUGGUAACGCCUUGCCGGAUCAACAUCCGAAGCUCUACUGAAUUGCCUUGGAUAUGCCUGACUAGACUUUCAUACCUCUUUAUCCAUCAGGUUCCCUAAAAGUUCGAGUACUGUUCCUAUAAAUAGAUUUGGAUAAUCCAUGAAGUGCCGCGGUUACAGUUGACUGUAUAUACACUAGGUAUCGAUCUGCCAGUAUCGACAUUUUCUUUGCUGUUAUUUAUUUUAUUUUUUUCUAUUUUUAUUUAGUCUGCCAGGCGAAUACAACAUUCGAUUACUUAUGGAGAAUUUUGCCUUACGUUUGAAUAAUAUUACAUAACCAAUUACCACAAUUGUAUGUAUUGUAAAUAAAAUUAUUCACUGUUCAAUCUCAUCGUAAUUUACAUGUUUCAACUGCACUAGGAGUUUCUGUAGCGAGUCCUUGCGUGGAAGGAUCAAGCGAAUUCAGCUCACUUCUCUUAUUACUUCAUUCCAUGGCAUACUAUUUAUUAAAGAUGCUGUAAACUUAUGUGGAGAAUAAUUCUCUAACCACCAUCUCAUCAGCUCUCACUUUUUUCCCCCAUCCCACAGGAG